AUGAUUGUGGUUGGUGAAAGCAAUGAGGAAUUUAAUACCGUAGAUGAUAGUUGUUUGGAGUUGGUUCCUACUUUGAACAUGUGUUUUGACACUAUGCAAGAAGCAAAGAAAUUUUAUUCUGACUAUGGAAAAAGAUGUGGUUUUGGUGUUGGAACAAUAACUUCUAAAAAGGACGACAAUAACGAAGUGUACUACUUGAGAUUGGUAUGUUCAAGGGAAGGUAAAUAUGUUUCUAACAUUCGUCCAGAAGUGAAAACUCUGCCUAGUCAGACUAAUCAAUGCCGUGCUGGAAUAACAAUUGCUCGAAAAGAUGACAAAUGGGUUGUAAGGACUGUAGCUGUAGAGCACAGUCAUGAGCUUUGUUCACAAACCUCCAAUCUAUUCCGUGCCAAUAGAAAAUUGAACAUGCAUGCGAAGCACACAUUGGAAGUUAAUGAUGAAGCCGGUGUACAUAUUAACAAGAGUUUCCUUAGCAUGGUUGGUGAAGCUGGUGGAUAUGAAAAUAUGCAAUUUAUGGAGAGAGAUGCUAGGAACUUCAUUGGUCAACAUAGAAGUACGACACUUCUACAAUUUGUGGUUCAGUACGAUAAUGUUCUUAAAUUCAAAGCCCAAAAAGAAAUAGAAGCCGACUUCUAUUCCUUCAAUACCACAGUUGCAUGUGGGUCUCAAUCACCUAUUGAAAGACAAUUUCAAGUUGAGUACACACAUGCAAAAUUUGAGGAAGUACAAAUUAAGUUUCAGUCCAGGAUGAAUUGUUUCUUCAAAGACACAGUGAAGGACUGUAUUUCUAACAAGUACACCAUCGAAGAAGAGUGCAUGUGGGAUGGAAAAUCUACCGCCAAAUAUUACCAUGUUGAAUUUGAUCCUCUUACAAAUGAUACAAGUUGCUCUUGCCUACUCUUUGAGUUUAGAGGUAUUAUUUGUCGGCAUUGCCUAUUCGUUCUCGGUCAGGAAGAUUUACAAAAUGUCCCCUCUAAAUAUGUUCUCCACCGUUGCAGCAAAAAUAUCCGAAGAAAGCACACACUGAUUAGAGCAGCUUACAGUUCUUUGAAUCAAGAACCCAAGAUGCAAAGAUACCAAUCAUUGUGUAAGUGGUUCUAUGAAAUAGCUGAGGCUGCAUGUGAAUCUGAAUUUGCAUCUCAUAAUUGGAAAAAGAAUUGA
This is a messenger RNA of Vigna radiata var. radiata (mung bean), 1161 nucleotides long. RefSeq names its product protein FAR-RED IMPAIRED RESPONSE 1-like. The record is from RefSeq and is a predicted model, not a curated record. The transcript has 2 exons. NCBI's taxonomy places the organism in Eukaryota, Viridiplantae, Streptophyta, Magnoliopsida, Fabales, Fabaceae. Bases 1 to 1161 code for a protein of 386 amino acids. Gene Ontology annotation, molecular function: zinc ion binding.